Messenger RNA from Colletotrichum paranaense, 3303 nucleotides. RefSeq lists its product as uncharacterized. Gene Ontology annotation, biological process: arachidonate metabolic process. Gene Ontology annotation, cellular component: membrane. Gene Ontology annotation, molecular function: ADP binding; protein binding. The transcript is spliced from 3 exons. The coding region runs from base 1 to 3303 and encodes 1100 amino acids. NCBI's taxonomy places the organism in Eukaryota, Fungi, Ascomycota, Sordariomycetes, Glomerellales, Glomerellaceae. The record is from RefSeq and is a predicted model, not a curated record.
AUGUUAGGUCGCAUGGGUAUGUCGACUGAGGAAGCCAUCAACGCAUACGAAAGUUUUGCAAAGGACGUUUUUCGAAAGAAGAACCGCAGGCGGUGGUGGAACAGAACUUAUAAAGAGGAAACACUCGUUAAGAUCAUACAAGACAAUGUAACCAAGAAGAAGCUCGCAAAGACCACGAUGCUCGACGACACGAGGGAAAGGGGGCUCGCUUUUGUCUGCGCAGCCACAUAUGACGCCUACGAAGCCUACCUCUUCCGAACGUACAAAGGGAGCAGCAACUGCGCUCACAAUGCGGAAAUUUGGGAGGCGGCAAGGGCAACAUCAGCGGCACCGACAUUUUUCCACCCAAUCUCCAUCGAAGUCGAGGCGGAGAGGGACCAGUACGUCGACGGUGCCGUGACCUGCAACAACCCGGCUCGCCUUGUGUUGAGUGAAGCCGAGUCCUACUUCGGUCCGAGGAGGACGUUGGGCUUUCUUCUCAGCUUGGGCACCGGACUGAAAGUCUCCGAUAAAAAAGUCAAUGUAGUCCCUCAAGGGCAGCUUGUAGAUCGUCCAGUCGUGGCCAGGCAAGGCAGCGGCGCACUCUUCUCAAGAGGCACGAUAAAGAUUCUCAAGCAUGCCAAAGCAUCGCUGACUGAUUCCGAGCCUGAGCACCAAGCCCUAGAGCAACGGUUCCAGAAAACACACUACGCAUAUUGGCGGUUGAAUUUGGACCGGGGUGCUGCAGAUAUCAAGCUGAAUGAAUAUAAGAAAAUGGGGCUGUUGCGGGCGGCAACGGAGAGGUACUUACAAGACAUUGAAGUCUCUACCAACAUCGACAAGAUCGUCAGCAUGUUGCACAAGAAGGAGGGCGUCGACCUAUCUCUUGAUGCCGCAUGUCAUGCAGUUUCUGACGCAGCCUCGAAGCAAGCCCUUCAGCAAGAGGUUCAGAUCAACAGUAUUGCAAGCCCGCAAUUCACUGGCAGAUUAGACAUACUCAACAAGAUGGAACGACACUUUUACGAACGCCCUUCCGGAUCGUCGCCUAGAAGACACCUCCGAAUUUGGGGCAUGGGAGGAGUCGGGAAGACGCAGAUUGUCCUCAGAUUUAGAGACUUGUACGGGUCGAGAUUUGAUCGGGUGUUUUGGAUUAACGCCGCCACGCAAGAUUCUAUCUUUGAGAGCUUCAGAUUGUUAACAGCUGAGAUUUUUGACGAAGAAGCUAGCAGGCCUAGCAUCAAGAGAGUCCAGAAUUGGUUGGCGCAAAAUCAAACUGAAGAGUGGCUUCUUGUCUUCGACAACAACGACACAAUCGACGUGAGCAACUAUCUCCCUCCGGGAAACACUGGAAAUAUCCUUUUCACCAGCAGACGGAAAGACAUGUCACCAACUUUAGACGCCGAUCAGACAUUCCCGGUCGAUAUUAUGGAUGCAGAGGAUGCAAUCACCCUAUUCCUUCGCGCCUCAAAAAGACAAAACACAAGUUUCGGAGAUGAUGAAGACAGACACGGAAGAGCAAUCGUUCAUGAGCUUGGAUAUCUCCCGUUGGCCAUCGAUCAGGCCGGUUCCUAUAUUUAUAACCAGGAGUGUUCAUUCGAAAAGUAUCUCGUCACUUUCCGAAAACGCCGAAAAGAUAUUUUAGGGGACCCUUUGUACCCGGGAGUCUUCAGGUCCAAUCCCGCUGUUUACGGUACAUUUGAGCUCUCGUAUGUGGCAUUGGAAGAGCAGUCACGAAACAACGAUGCCCUAGGCCGGGCUGCCUUGAAUGCCCUUCGCAUUCUCAACAUCUUCUGCUUCUACCACAACGAGAAUAUAACAACAUAUAUUCUCAGUCGAGCAGCCGUCAACGCAAGGCUGGACACCACUUUCAUAAGGGGCGAAGAGGGCAGCAUUGCGCCACUUCCAUUGAUAGACCUUACGGAAGAAGGUGACUGGGAUUCGACGAACUUCACCAACGGGGUUGCUACCUUGAGAAGUUACUCUUUGAUCAAGAAGUCUCUCAUGAACGAGGAAUGGUACUCUAUGCAUGUUUUGGUGCAUUCUUGGGCUAGAGACCGAAUGAAGCCGGAAGUACUGGUCUUCCAACGCAGAGCAGCCCGCGAGGUUCUCUUCUUUUCCGUCGCGAGAAGCAAACGCCUCAUUGAAGAGCUCUUUGCCAGCCAAGUGCUGCCACAUUUGCAGACAUGUCUCGACCACGGUGGCCCGGAGCAUAUUGAAUGGAUGAGACGCACAGAGCAGGAAGGUAAGUUCGCGCAAACGCUUGCGCACCUGGGCCUUUGGGACAAGGCCACUGCAGUCUGCGAACAGAUCGUUGCCGAAAGGCAAGAAAAAAUGGACCACAAGGAUAUGGGACAUAUAGCAGGCUUGUGGGAUUUGGCUAGAAUGUAUCGUCAUUCUGGCAGGCUACGAGAGUCUGAGAGUGUUUAUUUUGCGAUCUCAUUACUCACUGAAGAAUGCCCUGAGGGAUCCGAAGCCAGGAAGCGGCAUUUCAGCAUCGUAUUCGACUGGAUAGAGGUGCUUCUUAUCCAAGCAAGAUACUUGCAAGUCAGAACAUUCCUAGAAAUCAUGAUGGAAGUGGUGGAGCCAUGGGGCUGGGGAUCAAGAUGGUACCGCUCCGGCUUCGCAGCGCUAGCAACUCUCCUUCGAAUGGAGGGCGACUCGGAGACGGCUCUCGCCAUGGAGAUCGAAAUAUAUAACUACUUCAUCGCCAAGAUCGAACCGGGUCACCGCAAGAUGAUGGCCUCAAUGAACAACCUUGCAGCGCUGCAAUCGGACUUGGGGAUGCAUGAUGUGGCGUACCAACUCUGGCGUCAUUUCCUGAGCAAUCAAGAACGCGCGAGAGGCAAGGAGAACCCCAUGACCCUGCAGGCGAAGCGAAACGUCGCCAUGGGUUGUGCGAAUCUGAACAGGCUUGAGGAGGCAGAGGAAAUCUUACGCGAGGUUCUGGAGGUGAGCGAGAGGGUUCUUUGGAGGACGCACCUUGAUACGCUGGCAACGAUGGAUCAGCUAGCGGGUGUAUUGGCUCGGCGCAAUGAGGUGGAGGAGGCCAUUCGGCUUUGGGAGGAGUGCCUCGAGAGUUGGGCGGGCAAUCUUGACGAUCAGCAUCCUCUCAUAAUGAGGACGACGCGCGUGAUGAAGAGAAUAAGAGAUGAUGAUGCGGGCCUCGUGCAAGAGGAUUUCCAGCCGGGUGGAAUCAUGCGCACUGAGGGACCCGAAUUUGUAUUUCAUGAGGACGAGCGGUCAUCAACCACACCUAUACUCAAAGCGAUCGCUGCUAAGAGUUUACUGUCGAGGAGAGAGGGCAAUGCGAAAUCAGGGCCAUAG